AUGACCGGGAUGUCUCCAAAACCUACCGUGGCUGAUGCUGCUAGCAUCAAUAAUACAACUAAUACUAAUGCCACUUACGCAGAGGGACUCAACGAGAUCCGGGAUCGUAUGAUGACUGUAGAAAGCCAGCAGAACCAGCCAGCCAGUACCACAGCCCGAGGAUUGGAUACUGCUGGCAACCGUAUGUUCGCAGCUGGUAAUAAAGUCAUGGAGGUUCAUGAAAUGGGUGCGCUCGGUUUAUCGACGGUUAAGAGGGUCUUGGGUGAUAAUGCCAAGCCAGUUCUCAAUAGCAUGAUUCAGUUGGCAGACAAGAUUGUCGAUGUCGGAAAAGUGGUGCCAAUCGUAGCCCCGGUCUUUGUCAUCUUGAAGAUUAUAAUUGAUGCCGAGCAAAAGGCGCGUGAUACCGAUGAAAAAUGUCAGGAUUUGAUGGAGCGUAUCAAUUUCAUGGUUAGUCAUCUACUUGUUUUGGAACGCAUUGAAGUCAUGGAUAUACUCCGGACAGUCAUGCAACGAGUUCAGGAUGUGCUCAAGGAUGCCGCGGCCUUGAUUGAAGCCUACAGGAAGCAAGGCAGGGUUGCCCGGCGGUUGAAGAUGUCUAAUACCCAAAACUUUGAGAGCAUGGCCGAACGUAUCUCUAGCUGCUCCUCUGAUUUGAUGAUGAGUCUGCAGAUCCAGCAGACGGGCGACCUUUCCGUCCUGAGGAGAGCGGUCCCUAGGGACCUAGUCGCCGAGAAUUUCAUUAAAGACCAUGGAGGACAAGAAGCCAUUAAUAACAAUCCUACACUUGUCAAAGAGUUUGCAGAAAAAAUGCAUUUGGCUAUGUCAGACCAAGUUAUGACUCAGAUGAGAUCUAAUUUGCAGGAAGUGAUGGCUCAGAACCAGCGUCAGAUCGAAGAGUUGAUUCGCCAGUCCUCUAGCACUAACGUCGCAGAUACCAUCAAAACUAUUGCAAAUCAGCAGCGAGAAUGGGAAUCUGAGCGGAAGCUAACUUGUGUGCAAUGCAAUCAAGAUUACAAAAUUUCUGCUAACGGUCCCCAAGCAUGCGGUUUCCACUCUGCGGUCGCCAACUAUGACCGAUACCGUUGCUGCAACCGGACGUCGCCAUGUAAGAUAGGGUAUCAUCAGCCAGAACACCAUUCUAAAUACCCUUACAGUAAUUUUUAUCCUUGGUCCUACGGUUUGCUCGGUUAUUCGGAUACUGUUGACUACUGGGCUAAGCUUAUUGAAAUCGACUUGGAGGAGGAUGACAGUACGCAGAAGGUCCGUGUAGGAAAGCUGCUUCGGUGGAAGACUUGGGGUGAGCUUAUCCCGAUCCCUCUAAUGCUUGUCAACAUUGGCCACGUCAGGGAUGAUCUUCUGCAUUAUCUUGAAAUCCUUGAUGCAGCUGGAAUAGAGGAUGAACGGAAGAGAGUGCUAAGAACCGGUAACACACGUAUUUUCAAGAAUGCUCCUGAAGGCGAGACAGAGGCUUAUUCAAUGGGUGAAUGGAUUCUGGAUCAAGGGACGCAACAAAUCACAGGCAUGAAACUGACUGUCAAGGUCAAGAGUAGUAAGGAGCCAACAGUAUGUAUCUUACCAAUCGACCCCAAGGAAGUCAGUAUGGCGCCUGGAAAAUCCCUCGAAUACCUAUCUAAGGGAGAAUGGCAGGUUUACAAACCCGAGACGCCCUACGUGUUCCCAAAGACGCUUCAACUAGGCCCAGUUCUGCGGGAGACGCGCCUAAGGGAACCUAGGACAUUCAAGACCAAAGCGCCACACGGCUAUCCCGUUAUUUUGAGCGCUCCUUCAGAGAUGGUGGCUAACAAUAACCAAUUGGUUUCACGGCGGGAUAUUGAUCGCUUCCUGGGGCACUGGCGCGCGCUCAAUACUGCACCUCUAUCGACUCAGAACCAAAUUAUCUUUUUGUCAGCAAAAGCCGAAUUCCGCCUUGUGGGUGAGAAGGAAUACAAACCCGUCAAAUACUUCGGAUUACGGCUGAAUGCUAAGUUUCCACUUUCUGUGGCGCCGUCACAAGCGAUCGACAUCCCAUUUGAGUUUACUGUUGACAAGCCGGAAAAGGUCAGAGAGGACAGAGACCACCUGGUCGCAAUCAAUUUUGCGCAUUUGACUAUUCAUCAUCCACUCCGCGUUCGGAUCACUUUAACGGAUAUUGGAGGGCAGAGUAUUUCACUUGUGCAAGAGUACGUUCACCUUGUCAUGGGUAUCACGCCUCGCAAAGAAAACGAUAUUGGUUACUUUUUUGUUGAUGAUAUCGAUAUUAGUCAACGGACUCUUGUCACAAUCACCAAGUCGCCUUCCCCUGACUACUUUCUUUCUAUCUGUGCCAAUCGAGAAGCUCCCAUCAAACUGACUGUGACAGACCUUCACAAGAUUGUAUAUAAGGCGCAACAGACGGGCGUCACUCAAGUUGAUAUGAAGUUGGGCCAGCAUAACCUAGGAAUUAACUGGACGAUAUGGGCUCUUGUGGACUUGAACUGUAGACGGGUAUACGGGUUUAAGGUUCUGGUGUACCAUGGCAAGAAGACUCCUGUUAAAACUUCGGCUUGUCUAGGAUACGCGCCAUGCCCACUCUAUUGCGAAGAUGAUAUGGAGACACGUCCGAUCCAGUAUGCCGAGGAGUCCAAGAUUGUGCCUCAAGUUACUCAUCGUGAUAAUGUAGUUGUAGUCGAGGAUGAUCCAUACGAUGACGAUGUCCCUCCAGCCCCAGCCCCAAUUCCAGCUCCAGCUCCAGCUCCAACUCCAGUCCCAGUUCCGGCCUCAACUCCUCUCUCAAGUUUCGCACCAGUUCAUAUUCCUGCUCUUGAGCCUAUUAUAGCUUCUGUCCCUCCACCCGCUGCAGCUACCGCGCCUUCCCUGUCUACUCCGUCCAUUGUUGCACCGAUGACUCCAAUCCCAGAAGCAAUAUCAUCUGGUGCGCCAGUGCCUGGAAUGACCUCUAUCCAGAUUGCCACUGCCCCUUCUAUUGAUGCUCUCCAAGCCAAAGUUGCUGCUCUUGAGGCCCGCCUAGAAGCCGCCGAACGCCAUGAUGCGCUUAUGACUAAGAUCCUGGCGCUAGAAAAGCGAUUGGAUGCAGCUGCAGCUGCACCAGCAACGCCUUCCGAGCCCGACAGAGUCUCAGUACUAGAGAAUAGAUUAGCUUCUAUGGACCAGAAGCUGGAUUCUAUGAAUAUUAAUUUGAGAUUGUUGGAUGGUAAUGCAUCCAGGUUAGCCAUGUCGCUUGAAAAGAUUGCUAACCUCCUGUCAAGUUAA
Messenger RNA from Lobosporangium transversale, 3249 nucleotides. RefSeq lists its product as hypothetical. Lineage: Eukaryota; Fungi; Mortierellomycota; Mortierellomycetes; Mortierellales; Mortierellaceae. The transcript is spliced from 3 exons. Bases 1 to 3249 code for a protein of 1082 amino acids. The record is from RefSeq and is a predicted model, not a curated record. Gene Ontology annotation, biological process: cell surface receptor signaling pathway.